This is a messenger RNA of Alosa sapidissima (American shad), 2737 nucleotides long. It is a transcript of the gene rad17, whose product is annotated as RAD17 checkpoint clamp loader component. Gene Ontology annotation, biological process: mitotic DNA replication checkpoint signaling; DNA repair; DNA damage checkpoint signaling. Lineage: Eukaryota; Metazoa; Chordata; Actinopteri; Clupeiformes; Clupeidae. The record is from RefSeq and is a predicted model, not a curated record. Gene Ontology annotation, cellular component: nucleus; Rad17 RFC-like complex. The transcript has 17 exons. The coding region runs from base 186 to 2219 and encodes 677 amino acids. Gene Ontology annotation, molecular function: DNA clamp loader activity; chromatin binding; ATP hydrolysis activity.
ACUUAGCAACCUAAACAACGUUAGCUCUUAGAUAGCGGUAUUUAAACACUUUAAUUCUAAUACUUUUAAUUGAAAAGCCUUUUCAUAAUCACAUGAUGUUUAAUGUGCAUUCUUAAUAUAUGUGAACCAACCUCAUACCUGUUCUUCGUGUUGAGUAUUUUGGAUGGAACGCACUGAGGCUGAUAAUGUCAAAAUUGUCUCUAGGAGGGACGUCAUCCUCUGCUAAAUUGAACAGUUGGGUGGAGCCAUCAUUUGGUGGCUUAAAUUCAGGGCUGAGUGGUUUUUCGCUGAAGAAAGGACAGCGCUCUGGAGAGAGCAAGGGGAAAGGGAAGCUAUUUGGCAGUGACUCUAGCAGCAAGCGUCCACAGAAGAGGAGGGCAGACUCUAGUGCCUCUGAUUCCCGGUCACUCUCCACAGAGGUAUCACCCACUGACCAGGAUGAACCAUGGGUUGAUACACACAGACCGUGCUCACAGGCGGAACUGGCAGUCCACAAGAAGAAGAUUGAGGAGGUUGAAAGCUGGAUCAGGACUCAUGUAGACUCAAAAACCACUCAUAAGGGUGGCACCAUUCUCCUUCUAACGGGCCCCUCUGGAUGUGGGAAAACGGCCACAGUACGUGUUCUUGCCCAAGAACUGAACUUCCAGAUUCAAGAGUGGACAAACCCUUCCACUGUUUCCGAGUUCCGAACAGAUGAAUCUUUUAGAGAGACUUUCGAUCCAGGUUCUAGGUUUAAUGGUUUUCAAGGCAUCUCACAAACGGGGGCCUUCCAGGAGUUCUUGCUCAGGGCCAACAAAUAUAACUGUCUUCAGAUGAGUGGGGACAACCUGACAACUGACAGAAAAAUCAUCCUAGUGGAGGAAUUCCCAAACCAAUUCUACAGGCAGCCAGCAUGCUUACAUGAUAUUCUAAGGCGCUACGUGAGAACAGGCAGGUGUCCCCUCGUAUUUAUUGUGUCGGACAGUCUCAGUGGAGAUCGAGGCUCGAGACUUCUCUUCCCCAAGGAUGUGCAGGAUGAGCUGCCGAUCAGCAACAUCAGCUUUAACCCCGUCGCCCCCACAAGCUUGAUGAAGGUCCUCAGUCGGAUCGUCGCCACUGAGGCAGGAAAGAGCGGGGGCAGGAUAUCUGUUCCUGAUAAAGCUGCUCUGGAGCUCUUGUGUUCAGGCUGUUCAGGAGACAUCCGCAGCGCCAUCAACAGUCUACAGUUCUCUUCUCUCACAGAUCACUCACUUGAAAAAAGUCUCUGGGCUGCUAAGAAGGGAAAGUCAACAGUUGCACCUCGAAAGGCAGGGAUAAAGCCCAAAGCAAAAGGCAGAUCCUCCAAAAGCGUUGACAUGCUGGAGGAAAGCCAGGCUAUUGGUGGGAAAGAUGCCUCCCUCUUUCUCUUCAGAGCAUUAGGGAGGAUCCUCUACUGCAAACGUGAGAGUUUUGAGGCUUCAGAAGUACCUAGAUUACCUGACCACUUAUCCGAACACCAGAGGGACAAAUUACUGGUUGACCCUGAGAUGGUGGUUGAGCGGUCACACAUGUCUGGAGAGUUUUUCAGCCUUUACCUCCAGCAGAAUUACGUGGACUUCUUUUCUGAUGUGGACGAUGUAGCUCGGGCUAGUGAAUACCUGUCUGACGCUGACUUCCUCACAGCUGAAUGGACUUCUCGCUCCACCAUGCGGGAGUAUGGGUCAUCUGUAGCCACCAGGGGCCUCAUCCAUGCUAACUCUGCUCGGGCUAAAGCAGACUGCCAGACUUCUGUGGGCUUCAGGCCCCUGCACAAACCGCACUGGCUACUGGUCAACAAGAAGUACCGGGAGAACUGCCAGGCCGUUCAGUCACUCUUCAUAAACUUCUGCCUCCCGCCUGUCAGCCUUCAGACGGAACUAGUGCCUUACCUGGCAAAACUCAACAACCCCAUGAGGAACCCAGCUCAGAUUGCCUUUCUUCAGGAUGUCGGCCAUCUUCCUCUUAGAAAAUUCCUAGGAAGGUUGAAACUGGAGGCUCUGGGUGAUAAAGACACAGGACUGCUAGAUGAGGACAGUGAAGGGGAAGACCCAGCCAGCCAUGCGCUCCAUCCAGAUCCUGACCCAGGACCAGAGGCAGAGCCGACUCCAUCUGGCAGCCAGGAUGCCGAGGUAGAUCUUCCCAUGAGUCAGCCUCAGCCCACCACCACAGAGGCGCUCCUUGAAGAGGAGGACCUGCUCAUAGAAGAGUAUGACAGUGACUGAAAGACUGGACAAGGCUGGACUGACACAUUCCGGAAGAAUGCUGCCUUCACAGUUUGAUGAUAUCCAGACGAAUGGGGUUUCACAGCCCUUGUUUGUUGUUUUUCUGUCCUCACACAAGACAGCUCUUGUUUGUUGUUUUAAUAAUAAUAAUAUUGGGUUUUCUUUCUAAUAUUUAUUGUAUUGUGUGUUGGUCCUGUUCAUGUCACACACAGUGGGGCUGAUGUUACCAUGAAUGAGAGACUUUUGGACUCUGUAUUUGUAUAGCAGUUAGGAUUUCCUCCUUUGUGAAAUAUUUAUGUUUGUUUGCAUUCUCACAAGACUGUGUGCUUGUCCUCUGAGCAGCUUUUUUCUCUUUGAGGAUGCAUAAAAAUGUGAAACUGCAGUGUAUAUUUGUAUUCAUUGCAAGAACCUUCAAACAGUAAAACCUUCAUACCUUUAACACGGGAUAAUUUUGGAAAGCAUUAUCUGCCAUUUGCCAUUCUAGUUCAGUUUAAUAAUAAAAAAACAAAACUGCAAAA